This is a messenger RNA of Rangifer tarandus platyrhynchus (Svalbard reindeer), 1176 nucleotides long. The record is from the annotation of a GenBank genome assembly. Lineage: Eukaryota; Metazoa; Chordata; Mammalia; Artiodactyla; Cervidae.
AUGACCCGGCUGAAGCCACACAGCCGGUUUGGCUGGAGGCGGGACGAGAGGCUGCGGCCCCCAUUCAUUCCUCCUCCAGGUGCACGCCCUUCCCACACGCCUUCCUGUGGAAACGCUGCAGACGGCUGCAAGGAGCACCGCGUGGGCCUCUGUGCACCCAAGCCGGGGACCCGACCUGCCAGUCCACAAGCGUCCACGGGGGCCCGCGAGGUGCCGGGCAUCGAGUGCGCAGAGCGGGGAGGGCGGGCGGACAUGGUCAACGCCCUGCCGGGCUCAGGGACGGCCACGCUUUACGCAGGAAACAGCUUCAACAGGCCGACAUUUGGUUCAGGGCAGGGCUUCCGAGUGUCAACUCCAGGGAGCCUCCAGGGACGUCGGCGUGGGGGCUUCCUCACCCUCUGUCCUGAGGAAGCCCACAGCCUGCGGCUCCGGAUGGAGGGGCGUGCGGCCGGGGGGCUGUCCCGGGCUCUCCCCUCCUCCCAGCCCUUACCAGUGAUGGAGAUGGACUCAUUCUGGGGUAUGGGCACGGCAGUUCUGAUGGGAAAGGCGCAGUGCCUCUCACAGGAGCACGGGUCCGGCCACGGCUUACUCACCACGAAACUGCGGGCUGGGCCGCUGCGUCGGGAGCGCCGGCCCGGGGCGGGAGCCAGGACGGCAGCAAGGCCGCGCUCUGCCGCAGAGACCAGACCAGCCUUUCAACUCCUCCUGCUGCUGGAGGUGGAGGGCAAGGACGAAGGGAAGAGGGAGAACAGCACCCUGGCUCCCAGCGGUGCCGGGCACGGGGGCCGAGGAUCCCUUCCGCGAUCGGCCGUCACCCUGUCACGGGGGCUGGGGGUGGGGGCAGUUCUACAAGCCGAGCCUGUGCGGGAGAGUGUCACAGGGAAACGGGCCAUGAAGGCCAGGGCCAAGCCCCGACUAGAAGGCGACUGUCCGUUCGGCUUGUGCCUCUUCACUCGGGUGUCACAGAGCAACCUCCCCGUCACGUCCCUGGCGCUCAGCGUCUGUCGCGGGGGCUUUCUGCUGACAAGGAAGACACCAGAUAACGAGCGGAGGACCCAGCUGCACACCACCCACCCCUGUGCAGCCGGACGGACCCAGAGGAGCAGAGGGCAGCCGAACGCGUCCCUGCCGGUGGCCGACACGGGCGGGAAGGGGCUUUCUGGGGCCCGCCUCUGA